Dipodomys ordii (Ord's kangaroo rat) is the source of this 3136-nucleotide messenger RNA. RefSeq names its product Ras association (RalGDS/AF-6) domain family member 5 (gene Rassf5). Gene Ontology annotation, biological process: signal transduction. The coding region runs from base 171 to 965 and encodes 264 amino acids. Gene Ontology annotation, cellular component: nucleus. The record is from RefSeq and is a predicted model, not a curated record. The transcript has 5 exons. NCBI's taxonomy places the organism in Eukaryota, Metazoa, Chordata, Mammalia, Rodentia, Heteromyidae.
CCCUGCCGCCGGGACCGCGCCCGCUCCCGUGAAGGCAUCGCCGGCGGCUCGGCCCUGCCCGGUGACGGUGACCCGGACCGAUUUAGCUGCAGAGCCCGGGUGGGAUUCCCCGCCUCGCGCGCGCUCCCCCGCACCCCGGCCUUGCUCCCCACCCCGCGCCCGCAGCCUCCAUGACGGUGGACAGCAGCAUGAGUAGCGGGUACUGCAGUCUGGAGGAGGAGCUGGAAGAUUGCUUCUUCACCGCCAAGACCACCUUUUUCAGGAACGCGCAGGGCAGAUCUCCAAAGAAUGUCUGCCCGCCGGUGGAGGAGACUCAGCGCCCGCCCACGCUGCAGGAGAUCAAGCAGAAGAUUGACAGCUACAAUAGCCGGGAGAAGAACUGCCUGGGCAUGAAGCUGAGCGAAGAUGGCACCUACACAGGUUUCAUCAAAGUGCAUUUGAAACUUCGACGGCCAGUGACGGUGCCUGCCGGCAUCGGACCCCAGUCCAUCUACGACGCCAUCAAGGAAGUGAACUUGGCAGCCACUACGGACAAACGGACAUCCUUCUAUCUGCCACUGGAUGCCAUCAAGCAGCUGCAUAUCAGCAGCACCACGACAGUCAGCGAGGUCAUCCAGGGGCUGCUCAAGAAGUUCAUGGUGGUGGACAAUCCCCAGAAGUUUGCACUUUUUAAGCGGAUCCACAAGGAUGGUCAAGUACUCUUCCAGAAGCUCUCCAUUGCCGACUGCCCCCUCUACCUGCGCCUGCUUGCCGGGCCCGACACUGAUGUCCUCAGUUUUGUGCUAAAGGAAAAUGAAACUGGAGAGGUUGAGUGGGAUGCCUUCUCCAUCCCUGAGCUCCAGAACUUCCUAACAAUCUUGGAAAAGGAGGAGCAGGACAAAAUCCAGCAAGUACAGAAGAAGUAUGACAAGUUCAGACAGAAACUGGAGGAGGCCUUAAGAGAAUCCCAGGGCAAACCUGGGUAACCAGUCUUGCUUCCUCUCCUCCCUGUACCCCCCCUCCCAGAUUUAUUUUUAUUAUUAAUUAUUAUUUUGCAACAGACACUUUUCUCAGGACACCUCUGGUGGGUACAUUUGUGCCUGCCCAGCAGUUCCAGAUGUGGCACGAAGUUGCUUCCGUGGACAAGCGUUUGUGUAGGGGCUGAUCCUCACCCACCCCUCAAUGCCCCUCUGCCAGUGAUCAGUACGUGUGUGAAAUACACAGUGUCCAUCAUCUCCUCUCCAUCUGCAAGCCUUCGACAAACCAAAUAGUGGCCUCUCUGGUCACCAAACUGGAAUCUUAGCACACCAGUCGGUGAAAGACAAAAGGAAAGGAAAAAAGGGUUCGGAACUCUGUGUUCUUCCUCUGGCUUCGAUUCUUCAGUUUCUCUUUAUUUGCCACCACCAGUACCUUUAUUUAUGAGUCAGACAUUGUAGCAUAUCUCUUUAGUAAUAUCUGAGCUGAGCCUCUAAAAGUAGGAUGAGGCUUGUAAAAGAGCUGUCCCCUUCCCUGUAGUGCCAACGAGUCACACUUCAGGGAAAUGGGUCCGGUCACUGGUCUGGGAUGCUCAGGGGGGUCGGGUGGGGGGACCAAAGGUGAGGUUGGCUCAGAGAUUUCCAGAGAAGCCACAGGCUGCUCUGGCCCCGGCCCAGGCCCUGACGCCGGAAGAGACUGUGCAUAUGUAAAUCCAAAGGCAUUCACCUGCGCAUGUGUGGUACUGAGUCACAUCAUUGCCAAUAGCAGUUCGUGUUUAAGUUACAAAUCUAAAUUCUAUAGUCAUCAUCCUCAUGUGUUCCCACCAAAGGGAAAUCAGCCAUUCACCAUUAAAAGUCUCCUGUGGAACCAAGAAGUCAGGCAGUUAAGAAGCAGCCAAAACAGCACCGCAGGGAAACCUGUCCAGGCUGUCCUCAGAGAGUGGAAGCGUGCGCCGCCCUGGUCUCCCCGUGACCUCCGGCACUGCCUUUCUUCUCCCACAGGGAUGCUGGGAUCUUCAGGUGCUGCCCAAGGAGUGGCCUUCAUUACAGAGGAUCCUCCAACUUGGCCAGCUUGGAGCCCUUUCUGUUGAGUGAGGCCUACCCGCCCCGGCCUCCACAUUGACCUCAGUGCCUUUUUGUUUACACAGAGAAAGAAGAGACAGAGCAGGGUUUGGGUGCUUGAAGUUCUGCUACUGGCUUAUUCCUGCCAGGAAGCGGCCAGUGGCUCUCUGGGAGCCCUCACUCCACUUCUUCCCAUCUAGGUUCCCGGGCUAGGACUUCCCAGAAGUAUUAUCAGACACCCAUGCACAGGAAGGACCCGACUCUUGACUCUGGACAUAAAAUUCGAACUUAAAUUAGCCAGACAAUUCCAGCAAGUAGCCAGGACUGCAAAGACACUCCAUUUUGGACAGAGAAGGACUUGUCAUUUUCAAAGCAGGGCCGGUGUUCCAAUCCAGCCUCCAGAGACCAUUGCUUUGCUGUCCUUUACCUUCCCAGGGCCACCCUGGGGACCUGGAGCCCAAGCUUCUUCAUGUAGCUUUAGAAGUUCCCUCCCUCUCCCAGGCUGAGUCCCCUCUGCUCCUCCUGAUCCCAGAGGAAUGCUGAUCCCUCAUCACCCAAACUGUGCUGUCUUCAGAGCUACAAAAGCAACCCAAGCUAGCAACUCUAAAGGAUGAUACAAGCCACAGCCCCCUGCUUACCUGCCAUCUCUUUCUCAGCCUUAGCACUUCCCUCCCUGAAGGACGCCCCUCUGUGUCCCCGCUGCUGUGUGUGGCCGGGAGCUGCUGGCCUUCACCCUUGUUCUGCAUGUCUAACCCAAGAAGGCAUGGCUCCGCACCCCCGCUGCCAGUGCUGCUGAGGGCUUCCCCGCACAGGGAUAGCUAGUUUAUUUUUUUGGAAGAAAGUCGUGUACAUAUCUAUCUAUAUAUAUAUAUAUACAUAGAAGCAUAUAGCUAUAUAUAAAGAGAGAAAUAAAACGUGUUUAUGAAAUAAGAAAAUUAUGGGAAAAAUGCAGACGUUAAAGCACAGUUAGACCCAGGACCUAGGCCGAGGUCUGAGCCUCUGGGAAGUAAGUGUAGAAUUCCCUCCCAGGGGUGGGCAUAACUGCUGGUAGUGCCUUCCUUGGUUGUGUUGCUGUGUGUGUGUGUAUGUGUGUGUGUGUGUGUGUGUGUGGAUAUAUUUUG